Brettanomyces nanus is the source of this 1596-nucleotide messenger RNA. RefSeq lists its product as uncharacterized. The transcript has a single exon. Gene Ontology annotation, cellular component: cytoplasm. The coding region runs from base 1 to 1596 and encodes 531 amino acids. Lineage: Eukaryota; Fungi; Ascomycota; Pichiomycetes; Pichiales; Pichiaceae. The record is from RefSeq and is a predicted model, not a curated record.
AUGGGUAACACUCCUACCAAAGAGACAAGAUCUAACGCUUCCAGCUUUGGGGGUCCCGGAUCUCUUUCCAGAGAUAUCUUGAUAGGCGGAACUGAGCCAACCGUCGGUUCAGCCGGAAUAACUCGGAAGAAAAGGGAAAAGGAGAAGGAGAGACUUAGGCGCAAGGAAGAGCAUGUGUGCAAUUUGAUCGUGCGAUACGGUGAAAAUGUUGACGGCGGAUUUCUUGCUCCGUACAGCAACUAUAAGUACACCCUAUCUUACAAAACACAAGUUGUUCGGGACCUGAUUAUCGAACGAAGGCUUGCCCCUUUUUAUACACCUUUGGAAAGUUACGAUGAAGAUUGGACUGACGGCCAGUUAUUGAAGCAGUUGAAAAAGCUUUCUUUGCAUAUUCCAUGCACUUCAAUUGAAUUGCAAGAUGAUGAGGAAGAUCCCGAUGAGCAUAAGAUCUAUCAGUCUGUCAACUCCCUGAGGCGUAAGGACAAUAAGUUGUUUAAGAAAAAGCUUAAGAUAAGAGCCUUGCAGUUGCAGAAUGAAGCCGAUGAAAGAUAUGUUCGGGACAAGAAGACCCAGGGCAGUGGUAUCCGAACCUUUGCAGAUAUACCUUCCGAUGAUCUAUUAUUGAAACUAUAUCGUGGCGCUCAAGAAUGUCCGAUCUGUUUUCUCUACUAUCCCAAGAAUAUGAACUUGACGCGCUGUUGUGUCCAGCCGAUAUGUACGGAAUGCUUUGUACAGAUGAAGCGUCUCGAACCUCAUAUUCCGCAUGAUGAGAGCGGUGGUCAUCACGAUGAUGAGCGUGAAACAGAAGUGGAUGCUAAUCCCGGCUCUGAAGGGGAUUCCGAUGAUCUUAUAAGUGAACCGGUGAAGUGUCCAUUCUGUGCUAUGCCAGAAUUUGGAGUAAUCUACAGCGCUCCGGACUUCAAGACUGGAAUUGGCGGUACUCCACCAAGUGAAUACCGUGACAGUAGUAAACCAAUAGAAGAGGAGAAGGAUGAAGACAGUAGUAGCACUAAAAUAGCUUCAUCUCUACAUGAUUCUACAAAGCCUUCACGGAUAUUGUCAGUUUACAAGGGAGAUGCUCAACACAGCCGAAGUUUCUCCUCUGCCAGUCAGAGGCAGUCAGAAAAUGGAACCCCUGUCAAGAAGCGUCGUGGAUCGUUGCCUCCCACUGCACCAGGAGUUAUCAGUAUCGACGAUAUUCAACCCGAUUGGGAACAGCGACUACUCAAUGCCAGAUCCAAAAGCGCCAGAAGGUCUGCUGCUGCUACUGCUUUGCAUGCAUCCUCACUUAUAGUGGAAGAUUCACGUCAUUCGAAUAUCUCAAACCAGGAGAGAUCGUCCUCUGUGUCCAACAGAGCAGGAGACUAUAGAGGUGGAUUUUCCAAAGCGAGAUCAAGAACGUUGAGCCGACAAGAACAGGUAGAAAUAGAGCAGAAGAUGGUUGAAGAGGCUCUGCGGCUCUCGUUACUGGAUGAAGAGGAAAGGAAGCUGAAGCAAAAGGUUCAGCAGAAGGAACAAGAACGAGAAACUGAGCACAAUAAGAUACAGACCGAUUUGGAAGUACAGAGAAGAGCGAGUUCUUCCAGUCCUCGUUAA